GAUAGAGGCGAUCAACUGCUCACAGAAGCAUCCAGCAUCUUUAGCGUAUAAUCUAACUUAAAAAAUAAAUAUUUCUGUACAAUUGUAAUGGGGUUAUAAAUAAUAUUUUGCUAAGAAAUGAGAAUAAGCCAAAUAACAUAUUUUUAGUCAGUUCUGAGACCAUCAUCCCUAGAUAAGAAACUUCUGGAAAAACUCCAUUCUUGGUAUGACUUGCAGGUUGGGCUCGGCACUCAGGCUCAUCGAUGACCCCUCAUCAUCAUCAAUAUCAUCUAAUUCAAACGUAGAACCCAAACAUCCCAUCGCAAACUCGUUCGCUUUCCAUUUCGUUUCCACGUCCCUGCUCUUUCGUCCCACUGUGCCGCCACAUUUCGGUUGUAUGUACGUGUGAAUUUGCACCUUGUGCACCCGAAAGUAGCGACGACGACUCAGCAGCUAAAAAAAAAAACACAAAAUAAAAAUAUAUAUGCAUAAAAUACACAACAAAUAAGUAGAAAACAGAAAUAAAGAAGGGAGUAGAGGAAAGCGACAACUCACAGAUACAGAUACAAAACCUCACCGACUCAGGCAGAGAUGAGAGCGGAGAGCGGACAAAGAAAAUGCCGCGAUUGCAUCGGCAUUUUCAUUCAAGCGUUUGCGCCUCACAUUCUGCUUUAUCGUCGAUUCCGUUUUCGAGUAUAUUAUUGAGAGUUUGGUGAGAGAGAGAAAUGUUGGACGAACGAACUACAGGGUGUAGAUGGUUUUUCGACACAGGGUACACAGGAAUGAGAGAGCUGGUUUUGUUUUGGCUCUCGCGAGUGGCUCUCGGCCGCAGUGGCACAGUGGGACUGUCUCAAAUUUGUUUGGAACUUUGUUGUUAACGGUUGUCCGCACGCACGCUCGCCGCCGGAUCGCGUUCGUUCGCUCGGUAGCCGCUAAGAAAAAGAUAGAAGAUACAAGAUACAAGAUACACGAUACAAAUCAGCCAGAACGGUUUCCAAUGAAGAGUUUGAAAAUGUUGCAACCGAAUUAAAUAGUGUCUAAUCGCCUGUCCCCGUACACACGCACGCCUCUACUUGUAAGAAAUUGUUAGCAAGCCCCACAACACAACAUAAUACCCUGUUCCCUCACAAAACAAGUGCAAUUCAUCGCAGAAACGAAUAAAGUGCAAACGCCUUGUAGCUGAACCAGAGAUUAUUCGAAGAAAGUACACACGUACGAGUGAAGCGGCAGAGAAAUAUUCUUUAAAUAACGUAAAUCGAGAGCAUAUAUUCAUAUUUGUACAGAAAUUGUGUAGUUGCUGCAUAGUGCAAAGUCAAAAAAUAGAAGCGGGUAUCUAAACAACUCACUCGCUCGACGUUCGACGCUCGUAGCUCGUAGCUCGUAGCUCGUAGCUCGACGCUCUACCCUAGACGCUGGACGGUGAAAGCAGAACACCUGAGACGGGAAGGGGAGACGGACGCGAGCAAACAUCAACAAAGCAGCUACGUAAUCAGCGACAGAGACGGCAGACGCGGACAGAGACGUACGCAGCGGACGGACAAUCAGACAUUUGUCUAGCCCCGGUCUGUGGCACGCCCCCGCACCUUGCAUCCUGUCGAACAGAGGAGCGAACAGUACAUCUCAGGAGAAACAGUUCUAAGCAGUAGUGCGCGCCGCGUUCAGUGCUAAACUAGUUGCAUGUUCUAGUUGCAAGCCAAAGUGCCCCGUUCACCUGGAUAUUCACCUGGAGACUCUCUUCCGAAGACAGCGACCCAUGGAUACUUGUGGAUUAGUAGCAGAAUUAGCGCAGUACAUAGACGCAUACGCUCCCCGCUCUCAGGCGUGCUGAAUGAGGAGCGAAAAUGCAUUUUGAACGCAAGCAAGUGCGAAAAAAAUAACAGAGCAGCCAGAGCAGCAAACACACAGUUCCACGACCGCGGAACCACAGCACACCAGAACACCAGAAGAAUCUCGGAGAAGAUUCUCCACCAGCUCCACGAAGCAGCCUAUUAACCUUUGGGAAGAGUACAGCGCCGUACCUUCCGGACCAACUGCCAGGGACGAGCGAUUGUCCCCAGCCGACUCGGAGCGGAAACAGAAACGGCCCCAAAACGGCGACCAUCAGCUACCAGAGGAUGAAGCGGCGCUGGUCCAACAACGGCGGAUUCAUGCGCCUGCCGGAGGAGUCCUCCUCGGAGGUGACCUCCUCCUCGAACGGCCUCGUCCUGCCAUCGGGCGUGAACAUGUCGCCCUCGUCGCUCGACUCGCACGACUACUGCGACCAGGAGCUCUGGCUCUGCGGCAACGACUCCGGCCCGUACGGCGGCUCGAACGGCGGAGGCCUCAGCCAGCAGCAGCAGCAGCAGAGCGUCAUCACGCUGGCCAUGCAGAGCUGCUCCAGCACGUUGCCCGCCCAGACAACCAUCAUCCCGAUCAAUGGCAGCCUCGUUGGCAACGGCAACGGCAAUGGCAACGUUAGCGGCAACGGGGUCGGAGGUGCCACCAACGGCUCCAACGGCCACUACAUACCCGGAGCCACCAGCCUUGGCGCCCUGGCCAAUGGGCACGGGCUGGUCAACGGGAUCAGCGCGAUGCAGCAGCAGAUGCAGAACGGCCACGGACUCAUCAACUCCACCACUCCCACGACACCCUCCGCCCAGCACCACCUGCAGCAGAACGGGCUGGGGGGCGGCGUCGGGGCCAUGGGCCUGCACUCCGCCAACGGCAGCGCGAACGGCCUGAUGGGCGGCGCGGCCGGCGGAGGGGGCGGAGUGGGUGGCCUGGGCCUGGGGAUGCAGCACACGCCGCGCAGCGACUCGGUCAACUCCAUUUCAUCAGGUCGCGACGAUCUCUCGCCCUCGAGCAGCCUGAACGGGUACUCCGCCAACGAAAGCUGCGAUGCGAAGAAGAGCAAGAAGGGCCCGGCGCCGCGGGUGCAGGAGGAGCUGUGCCUGGUCUGCGGGGACCGGGCCUCCGGCUACCACUACAAUGCACUGACCUGCGAGGGCUGCAAGGGCUUCUUCCGGCGGAGCGUCACCAAGAGCGCCGUGUACUGCUGCAAGUUCGGACGGGCCUGCGAGAUGGACAUGUACAUGCGGCGCAAGUGCCAGGAGUGCCGCCUUAAGAAGUGCCUGGCCGUGGGCAUGAGGCCGGAGUGUGUCGUCCCGGAGAACCAGUGCGCGAUGAAGCGGCGCGAGAAGAAGGCCCAGAAGGAGAAGGACAAGAUGACUACGUCGCCCAGCUCGCAGCAUGGUGGCAAUGGCGGCGGCUUGGGCUCGGGCGGCACCCACGACUUUGUGAAGAAGGAGAUCCUCGAUCUAAUGACCUGCGAGGCGCCGCAGCACGCCACGAUUCCGCUACUACCUGAUGAUAUUUUGGCCAAGUGUCAAGCGCGCAAUAUACCUCCGCUAACGUACAAUCAGUUGGCUGUUAUAUACAAACUAAUUUGGUACCAGGACGGCUACGAGCAGCCAUCCGAAGAGGAUCUCAAGCGUAUAAUGAGUCAACCCGAUGAGAACGAGAGCCAGACGGACGUCAGUUUUCGACACAUCACCGAGAUAACCAUUCUCACAGUUCAGUUGAUUGUCGAAUUUGCGAAAGGUUUACCAGCGUUUACAAAAAUACCCCAGGAGGAUCAGAUAACGUUACUGAAGGCCUGCUCGUCCGAGGUAAUGAUGUUGCGUAUGGCCCGCAGAUACGACCACAACUCAGACUCCAUUUUCUUCGCGAACAAUCGAUCCUACACACGGGACUCGUACAAAAUGGCCGGAAUGGCUGACAACAUUGAAGACCUGCUGCAUUUCUGCCGACAAAUGUUCUCGAUGAAGGUGGACAACGUCGAGUACGCUCUACUCACUGCCAUUGUGAUCUUUUCGGACCGACCGGGCUUGGAGAAGGCUAAACUAGUCGAAGAGAUCCAAAGCUACUACAUCGACACGCUACGCAUUUAUAUACUCAACCGCCACUGCGGCGACUCCAUGAGCCUCGUCUUCUACGCCAAGCUGCUGUCCAUCCUCACCGAGCUGCGCACCCUGGGCAACCAGAACGCCGAGAUGUGCUUCUCGCUGAAGCUCAAGAACCGCAAGCUCCCCAAGUUCCUCGAGGAAAUCUGGGACGUGCAUGCCAUCCCUCCCUCGGUUCAGUCACAUCUGCAGGUCACCCAGGAGGACAACGAGCGUUUGGAGCGGGCCGAACGUAUGCGGACCUCUGUCGGUGGCGCUAUUACCUCGGGCAUAGACUCCGAGACCGCUUCCACCUCGGCGGCGGCAGCGGCCCAGCACCAGCCCCAGUCACAGCCGCAGCCGCAGCCGCAGCCACAACUCCCACCUCAGCUCCAGCCGCAGCAUCUUCCUGUCUCCGUUUCCGUUCCUGUGCCCGCAUCCGUUUCCGGUUCCGUGUCGGCAGUCAGUACAAGCAGCGACUACAUCGGGGGCGGUGGGGCCUUGGGGCCCACGACCGCUGCCGCCACCUCUUCUACCAGCAUCACUGCCGCCGUGCCCGCUAGCUCGACCACGCCAGGGGUGGCCAUGGGCAACGGGGUAGGAGUGGGCAUGGGUGUGGGCGGGAACGUCAGCAUGUACGCAAACGCCCAGACGGCGAUGGCGCUGAUGGGCGUGGCUCUGCAUCCACACCAGGAGCAGCUCAUCGGCGGAGUGUCUGUCAAGUCGGAGCACUCGACGACGGCAUAGCAGACACAGCAACAGCAGCAGCAGCUACACCAACACCACCACCACCACCACCAAGAGAAUAUCGGUGUCCUGCUUGACUAGGAAAGGCAGCUAAACCCACACACUCCCCAUCUUCCUCUCCCGACACAGAUGGAGAAUUGCGCCGCGGGGUUGGGGAAUUCUCCUCAGGAGGGCGAGGAAACGAAUUAUUAAUGAUGGACAAGCGUAAACUGCAGUUAUUUAGUCUUAAGCCUGCAAAUAUUAGAGUUUAGGCAUUAUUCAUUUGACUAAACAUUUAAAAUAUACUAUUAACUAUUAUACGGAAGCUUAUUCGGAACAAGCUUAAAAACAAUUGGACAAGCGCAUUGAGAGAGACAGAGAGGUGGAGAGAGUGAGAGUGAGACAAGAUAUAUGAACGGAGAACAAAUGAAAAUCAAUUGAAAUAAUAGAAUCCAUUUUUUUGUGGGCAGAGCACGGAUUUGUGCCGCGCACAAUCAUUUCUCGAAUUUGGUUUUUCAAGUUGAUUCUCCAACUGCAUGCGACACAGAUCCGGAGGGAAUAGAAACAGCAGAGCGACAACAGAGAGAAGAGAAUAAAGAUUGUUUAUAUAUAAAAUAUAUAAAUUUACAUUAAAUUACUAAACAUAAACUUAAUGAAAGCAACUGUAUAAUAUUAAAUCAUAACCCCUAACUCUUACCAUAAUGAAACGAGUAAAUCUGAAACGAGUAAAUCUGUUAAAUAAGCAUAAUAACUAAAUACACAUUUAAGUUAAUUCAAACAACAAACUCUAAAAAACACGCAAAACUUGGACUGAUUUUAUAAAUAUUUUUUAUUAAUAACGAAGGCAAAACUGUAAAAAUAUUACAAAAAAAGCGAAACAAAGCAAAUAAGAGAAUAUAUUAAUAUUUUUUUUAUGCCCUCCUUAUAUUUUUAAAAAUGAGAAUUUAAAUUCUAAGAUUCUGAUAAUUUCCACCCAAAAAAGUGUUUGCAAACAAAAUCCAAGAUUCUUUAGAAAUUGGCAUCGUUUUCUAGGCAUUUUUUAAACAAAAUUUUUAUAUUGAAAAAUUAAUGAAAUUAAAGUGAUUGGAGUUUUACUCAAAACCAAAAGGCAUCAAAAGGUAUUAAGUCUUAAACGAAACAAAAAUUGUAAUUCAAAUAUUUUACUGGUUAUGUUCAAUCACUUUGGUAACCUGCACACCCACAGUUCACCAAAAGACUUCAAUAUUUAUUAUACGAAUUAUAUUUGUAUUUCAAAAUUCGAAAUCAAAAUUUAUUUUAUAAAAAAAAACCACAUUAACGUGCAAAUUGGUUUACUUUGGCAAUUUAUAAUGUAAUGCAAUUUAUUUUCAAACAAUUUUUAGGUCUAUUAGUUCCCUUUAGUUUUGAACUGUACAUUUUUUAAUUGUUGGCCUUAUUUUAACUUAAAUCAAAUUUAUUCUAAUUUUAGUAAAAUUUUUGUUUGCAAACGGAGACAAGAAAAACUUGUAAAAUAGUAACACGCUGAAAGUAAGGAUAAAAGUGGAACUCUUUUAUUGUGUAGAAAAAAAUAAUACAUACAUCUUAGCUUUCUAAAUGAAUUGUGCAAUUUUUUAUUUUUACUACUAAUUUAAUUUAAGUACCUAUAUAUUUUUACCCACAAACACACACAAACAGCCACAGCCACAUAAUUAAAUCUUUAAGUAAACUUAAUUUAUAAAAACGAACUACAACUACAAGUAGCAUGAAUAUAAUGGAAGCAACUCAAAUUAAACGAGCACCUUGCUUUAAAUAAGAGAAUUCUAAUUAAAUAUAGCCUGCACUUGGACAAAGAGAAUUCAGUGAAUUAUUUAAUUGUAGUACUCGUAUUCGGGCUUUGUGUUCGAACUUCGAACUUUGAACUUCGAAGGCUUCCCGGAUGGGGAACUGCAGCGAAAGAUCCAAAACCCAAAAUACGCGAUGACGGACAUCGCUCAUCAAACUCAUUAUGUUUCGUUUUUUACAAUUGGUUUAAGUUCGAUGAUUUUUAGCAUGCACUCGCACGUUCAAUUAUUAUUAUACAAAAUACCUAACCUAAUAAAUUUAUUCAUAACUUGUUUUAUAGUUCAUGUAAUGUAAAAUAUUAAACCCUAUCGUAAUAUGGAACAUUUGUACCAGUCUACAUAAUGAAAUAUGUGGUAGAUACGAAAGCAACCAAGAUAUAUACAAUAUACAUGAGAAUAUGUUGAAACAAAGCAAAACAAGAAGUUGAAAAAAGAAAAACGUAA
Messenger RNA from Drosophila ananassae, 6868 nucleotides. RefSeq names its product ecdysone receptor. The coding region runs from base 2094 to 4646 and encodes 850 amino acids. Gene Ontology annotation, biological process: cell differentiation; ecdysone receptor signaling pathway; positive regulation of transcription by RNA polymerase II. NCBI's taxonomy places the organism in Eukaryota, Metazoa, Arthropoda, Insecta, Diptera, Drosophilidae. The record is from RefSeq and is a predicted model, not a curated record. Gene Ontology annotation, cellular component: nucleus. The transcript is spliced from 6 exons. Gene Ontology annotation, molecular function: zinc ion binding; nuclear receptor activity; RNA polymerase II cis-regulatory region sequence-specific DNA binding.